CACAUUCCGGCGGCGAGCGGACUGACGGCAGCUUGGUGCCGGCGGGGGGCGCCCGGGGAGGGGCUGCCCCACGCUCCGCGCCUUCCGCAUCUCCGCGGCCAGCGCUGGGCCAGGAGGAUGCGCGGCGCGGGGCUCUGAAGGAUGGAGGGGGUUCUGUACAAGUGGACCAAUUAUCUCACAGGUUGGCAACCUCGUUGGUUUGUUUUAGAUAAUGGAAUCCUGUCCUACUAUGAUUCACAGGAUGAUGUUUGCAAAGGGAGUAAAGGAAGUAUAAAGAUGGCAGUUUGUGAAAUUAAGGUCCAUUCAGCAGACAACACAAGAAUGGAAUUAAUCAUUCCAGGAGAGCAGCAUUUCUAUAUGAAAGCGGUGAAUGCAGCUGAAAGACAAAGGUGGCUGGUUGCUCUGGGGAGCUCCAAAGCCUGUUUGACUGAUACUAGGACUAAAAAAGAAAAAGAAAUAAGUGAAACCAGCGAAUCUCUGAAAACCAAAAUGUCUGAACUUCGCCUCUACUGUGACCUCCUAAUGCAGCAAGUUCACACCAUUCAGGAAUUUGUUCACCACGAUGAGACUCACUCAUCUCCCAGUGUAGAGAUGAAGCGCUCUGUCAGUCACCCUGGUACUUGCAGUUCAGAGAGGAUUAGCCACUCUGUAAAAGAACCAGUGUCUACGCUUCAUCGACUUUCCCAUCGACGCCGAAGAACUUACUCAGAUACAGACUCUUGUAAUGAUAUUCCCCUUGAAGACCCAGAUAGACCUGUUCACUGUUCAAGAAAUACACUUAAUGGAGAUUUGGCAUCAGCAGCCAUUCCUGAAGAAAACAAAUUUAUGGCCAAAAAGAAAUCUGAAUCGGAAGAUCCUCUUCCAUCCUUCUCUUCCUGAGGAAACUGAAGUGUCCAACUUCCUCUAAGUAUUGCUAUGCAAAAGCUGCUGUAAUUAUAAACUGUUGUUAUAGGGAGUAGUUUUUCCCUUUACCUAGGAUUUCUCUGCACUUUAUAGAACGUUGUAAGAAAAAAAAACAACCACAUACUUUUGAAGUGUAUUUUAUCUUUAUAUAGUUUAUUUGCAAGAAUAAUUUCCUAAUAACUUCACUGUAUGAAUGUGCAUUUUUUUUUUUUUAAAACAGAUGAUGGUGUAACAUUUAGACAUCCAUAAGGACAAAUGUAGAGUAGAUAUUUUUCUAAAAAACUGAGGGACUGACAGCUUAGUCAGUGUGCAUUGUAGCUUAUAAACAUGAAAUCUUAUAAACAUAAGGUUUCAGUUCGACAGAAGUGUGAUAUAUGUAACUUGUGCCAUGGACCAAAUGGUCACUUUACCCUAGCUAAAAAAUGAGUUACGAUAGCAGCUUGAUGGUGAUUGUAUUUUAUUGUAUUCCUUUAAGCAAAAAGGAAACACUUAAUAUUCUGAAUAUUUUUAGCCCAAAUACUAUGAUACAUUGAAGAUUUUUUAAAAGCAGACUGUGUUGUCCUUCAUAUGUGAAGUUGACAUUACUGAUUUGUCAAUACCAAAUGUUGGAUUAAAGUAUUUAAUUUUUAUUAUUUUUCUGUUGCAUCAAAAAAUGAAUUCUAACUUUUGUGACCUACCAAAUUUAAGAUGUAUACACAUUGUUAUUUACAUUGUUCUAGAAAAGAAGCUUGAUGUUGUAGUGACCUUGCUCACUCGCACCAGAGAAAUAAAUGACUUUCAAUGGAGGAAGAUUUUAGUGCUUUUUUCCUAAAAUAGACAUUAAGCUGCUGUUGUAAGGUAUUAAUGUUUGCAACUGUUUAGAAUAUCUAGAGAUAUUUUUUAUUUAUGAAUAUUUAUACAGAAAAGGAAUUCUGUCAAGGCGACUGCUCUGCAUCACUUUAGAAUGGUAUUAUUUAAUUAAACAAUAAAUAGCAUUUUUUGAUUAGUGCCUGCCCAUAUCUGUUGUUAGUAUUUGCUUUGUAAAUGGUUUUUUAAUUCACUUUGGGGUGAUGGUUUUGUUCCAAGUCUUGGAUGAGGAGCACUUUAAAACAAACUGGUGUUUUUAAGUUAAUCAGAUGUUUAAUAAAUAUGUGGUUUUUGCAUUCAAAAUCAUCAUAUAAUACAUUGUAUUUUUUUACAUUUAUUGAUAUUCUGUCUAAUCUUUAUCAAGUGCUAAUAAUAUUCUUUAUUGAUUUGAUUUUGUUUGUAUAUUUGGGCCUCGUGGUGAGUAUGAGGCAUACUUUUAGUUUUGUUGCCUGUGAGCUUAGAGUGGUAUGACCUACAGUAUUUAAAUUCUCAUGUAAGUUUACGUGGGAUUUUUUUUUUUAGAGUUAAUAUUUGGUAUUCACUUUACUAAAAUCUGUAAUUAUAGACUUUCUUCAAGUUUAAAAUGGACAUAAACAAUCUAUAAACAAUUGAGUUAUAUAAUAUGCAGUUUGAUAAACUGUGUGCUACUUAAAAUGUUUGUGAUUUUAAGUAGCACGAGGUCAUUUUUAAAAAAAACAAAAACAAAAAACCCAUUGCCCUCAAGUAGAUUCUGAUUCAUAGCAACCCUAUAAGACAGAGUAGAACUGCCUUAUAGGGUUUCCAAAGAGCAACUGGUAGAUUUGAACUGCGGACCCUUUGGUUAGCAGCCAGACUCUUAACCACUGUGCCACCAGGGUUCCUAUGUCAUUAGACUACUCAGUGUUAAAUAAUGGAAUCUUUUUCUGCCCAUGUGUUGUACUUCAGCUGUCUAAUUUGAAAAAAAAAACAAAGUUUUAUAAUGUAGUAAGUUUUCACGUUGAGCUGGCGUUCAGGUUUUUUUUUUUUUGUUUGUUUGUUUUUGUAAAAACUGGUAGUGAUAAGACCAUGAAGGUCAAGGUGCUACUGUUAGGGAGCUUUUCUGGUAGUUAGUAUUUUUGGAAGUAAUAGGUUUAUACUGAAAACACUUUACCAAGCUUUUGAGCUCAUGGAAAAUAAUCAGACUCACUUUCUAUUGCUUUACACAAAUAGAUGAGUUCAUGAACAGUUUUCUGUAUUUUUUUUAAAUAAAUACAAUCAUUUCUGGUUUGUAUCAUUUUUCCCCCCUUGAAACAGGUGCUUUCAAGAAAGAUUUGCUGUGUUCCUAAAUAUAGCUUUUAUUGUGACUUAAAGCCACUUAUUUUUCCUUAGAAACCAAACACGUUUGUGAAUUUUUUUUUUUUUGAGGGAGCAUAAAUGUAUCUUGAAUUAAAUCUAGGUUUUGAUCAGUGAAUUGGCAGCAUGAAGCAGCCUAUCAAGCUUAAGGGAACCUUGCAUUUUGAGCAGCCAUGUGUAUUUUUAAGUGUGCCUGACUUUUUGAGUUUUAAGAAAAAGAUGAAUCAAAUAAAAACAAUUCUUUAAGAAUGUUAGCCACACCAAGGUCUUUCUUUGAAAUUUGUCAGGUUUUUCUAUAAUUUUUUGCUUUGUCUAGGCCCUGAAGUUAUUGAGAAAUUUGGAGAUUCUCUUGGUAUAUCAAUGGUCUUACAAGCAAAGCCCGUGCUCACUUUUCCUUUCAGGGGCUUGCUGUUCCUGUUUUCUUUCAAGUGGAUUGCAGGCCUCCGUGAUUGAAGGGAUCUUGAUAAGAAUUUUUUUUGUAAAUAGACUAAAUUUGAAUUUUUUAUACAUUAUAUUAGAUUAUUGUGUUAUUUUUAAUCAAGACAAGUCCAGAAAUGGAUGCUGUUGCUCAAACUUAAAUUCCAAGGCAAAAGAUAGUGUCUUCUUUUCCAUAGAUGCCAUGGAACCCUUGACCUUGCAUUGCAGUUUUUCACUAUGUAUUAUCCUAUUUAGUGUUUAAAAAUCAUGCCGAGGUCUCAGGAUAGGUAUCCUUGUAAUGUGUUAACAUUAUACUGCUGUUUAUUCUGUUUCCACAUACAUUAUAAUAUCAUUAAUAUGAGCUGCACCAAUUUUUAUGAGGUGACUGAGUCUGUCCUUAGGGCCUUGCUGUUGCCACUUGGUGCAGAGGGAGUGUCCUGGCCUGAAAGAAAGCCAGAUUAGGCUGCAGGAGGUCUGUCUUCUAAGAGCUCUGGUGGGUAAGUAAGGAGCCCGGGUGGCAGAGUGGUUAAGUGCUUGGCUGCUAACCAGAAGGUUGGUGGUUUGAACCCACCAGCUGCUCUGCAGGAGAAAGUUGUAGAAGUUUGCUUCUGUAAAGAUUACAGCCUUGGAAACCCUAUGGGGCAGUUCUCCUCUGUCUUGUAGGGUCGCUAUUAGUCGGAAUCUCCUCAAGCAGUGAGUGGGUUUGGUUUUUGGUGGGUAAGUAAAUUGUAGCUGGUAGAUGGAGCUGCUUCUUGUCUUCCCAGUUCUCCAGUCCUUUUCUUUUUGAAUUCACACUGAAUUUGUAAGUUUAAAUUUAGCUUUCUUUUUAUUAAAAUGAUUCAUGCAUAUAGUUAAAAAAUCAAAUAGAAAAGACUUAGAGCCCAGUUGUAUUUUUAAACUCUUAGUGGUUUGUACUUGUAUUUACCUUCCUAAUUUAAAAUUUGUUAUACCACUUUUUCUUGAUUUAUCCAUUUCAGAAACGAUUUCUUGGAUUCUUUCAUUGGUAGAAAGGGUUUACUUUUUUUACAUCCCAUCUUCCCCAUUUUUCUUCCCCUACCACUCCUGAUACAGAUUUAUCACAACUGUUUAUUAAAUCAGUAGAUAUAAAUGUUGAUCACUCAUGAGUCACAAGGUGAACCAUCAUUUCUUUUCUACUAGAACCUUGUUUUUCCUAGAGUUAAUAAUUUCCUGAUCUUAAAAUUUCUUGGUCUUUUACGUAUCGAUCACAAUGAUUAUCCAAAGGCUUAAAUGCUAAAAAAUAUCAGAUAAUCUGUGAAUUCCUUUUUUUGUUUUUUGGUCCUUUGGGGCCAUCUCUACCACUGUCCUUCAUCUCCUGCCAUCUGGCCCAUUGUUCUUUGAGGCUGUUCCAUGGCUCAGUGGUCAUCCCGGGAUCCCUUUUGUUUUUCUCUUAUGUUGGAUCCUAUGAAUUCCUCUUUCUUGAUUUAUGGCCCUUUUUUUUUUUUUUUUUGGGGCUGAAGCUUAUCCACCAGUAGCUUCCCAACAAAAGGUGUAUGGAAGGUAAACUUUUCAAGGUUCUACAGGUAUGAAAAUGUCUUUACUCCUGAUUGAUUGGUAGUUUGAACUUUAUAUUGAAAAUAAUUUUUCCUCAGAGUUUUAAAAGCAUUCCUCCAUUGUCUUAUAGCAUUCAGCAUUACUGUGAGAUUGUGAUACUGUUCCUUUAUAUGGGAACUGUUUUUACACUCUGGAGACAUUUAGGAUCUUCUCUUUACCCCUGACAUUUCAUGAUGAAGUGUGAGUGUUUAUUCAUUCAUUUUAAUGACUUGGUGGAGCCUUCAUCUUGUAAACUUGUCUACUUCAGUUCUGGAAAAUGUUUUGUGUUAUCUUUUCGAUAAUUUCGUCCCCUCCAUUUUUCUCUGUUCUCCCUUUCUAAAAUUCCUGUUAUUUGAAUGUUGGGCCUCCCAGAUUGAUCCUUUAAUUUUUAAAAUCCUUUCUGUUCCAUUUCCCUUUAAGUUGUACUUUCACCCUCCUACCCUUUUUUAAUCAUCUAGCUGUUCUGUUGAAAUUUUUAAAGCUAUUUAAUUUAUAGGAUCUCUGUUGGUGCAGUGGUUAAGUGCUCGCCUGCUAACUGAAAGGUCAGAGAUUUGAACCCAGCCACUCCUUGGGAGGAAGAUGUGCUAGUCUGCUUCUAUAAAGAUUACAGCCU
This is a messenger RNA of Trichechus manatus latirostris (Florida manatee), 5641 nucleotides long. It is a transcript of the gene PLEKHA3, whose product is annotated as pleckstrin homology domain containing A3. Gene Ontology annotation, biological process: retrograde transport, endosome to Golgi; endosome organization; receptor recycling. Lineage: Eukaryota; Metazoa; Chordata; Mammalia; Sirenia; Trichechidae. Bases 142 to 879 code for a protein of 245 amino acids. The transcript is spliced from 7 exons. The record is from RefSeq and is a predicted model, not a curated record. Gene Ontology annotation, cellular component: recycling endosome; early endosome; trans-Golgi network.